GAGUCAGCUGAAAACAACAGAUCUGCCCCACCACACACGGGCACAAACAGCCAAGCCGCUCCUCAGAGUCCAGGAACCGCCAGCAGAAAGGCAGGGCCCUGCACUGCCCUCAGGACUGACGCCGGGGCCAGGGAGGGAGGGGAGCUCGUGUCCAGGAGGAGCCCAGCGCUGGGGAAGGAGAUCCAUCCCUGUCACCGUCGGGGCUGCCCACACUCUGGAGCCAGUAAGUGCUGUUUCUUCCUCUUGCAGUUUUUCCACUGCUACUAUCAAGUCACCUGGUCCCCUGGGCAACUCCCAUCAGCAGAAACUGCCAGUUCUACGCUCUCCAGGAAAAAAGUGCCCUCUUUCUGAGACCUCAUCCCACCAUCAAAGAUGCUGGCCAAGGGUCUGUGCUGACAGAAACCUGGGGCCUCUGCCUCUAGCCCACUAGGGCUGUCUCCCUGAUUCCUGCCAUUCACUGCUCCAGUGAGGACCAGAUGGUCCCUAGCUGCUCUUGAAUUGGGCUUUCGAGGUACCAGGCUUGUCUGCUAGCAUCUCUGGGUCCAUGGAGACCUGGCAGAAAAGCUCCUUCCGCAAUGCCUCCUUCUUCAAGCGGCUGAGCCUGGGGCGGCCUCGGCGACUCCGGCGACAGGGCAGCGUGCUUAGCCAGGCCAGCAUGGCUGGCGGGGACCAUGAGGAGUACAGCAACCGAGAGGUCAUCCGGGAGCUACGAGGGAGGCCGGAUGGCCGGCGCCUGCCACUGUGGGGGGAUGAGCAGCCCCGGGCCACCCUGCUGGCCCCACCAAAGCCCCCACGCCUCUACCGAGAGAGUUCCAGCUGCCCCAACAUCCUGGAGCCCCCUCCGGCCUACACUGCUGCCUACUCGGCUACCCUGCCCUCGGCACUCCCCCUCCACCGAUACUCCGAGGAAGACCUUUCAGACACUGUGGCCUUGCAGAGGACACCUGCUCUGGACCUCAACGAUCCCUUCUUCUCCUUCACAGUGGACCUGGGGAUUUCACUUCUUGAGGAAGUUCUACAGAUGCUGAGGGAGCAAUUUCCCAGUGAAGCCAGCUUCUGAAUGGGGUGUGGGUGGGCAGAGGUGGGGUGACUGGAAGAGCCAGAAGCCUGGGGACCCAGGGAAGGAGGUACAGGUGUGGAUGAAGAAGGUAAGGAUAGGAAUCUGGGUCCUGAAUAGUCCUCCAAGUCACCCCAGGGGGCAGGGACAGAGGCAGAGGCAAGCUGGAAAUGUCGUGAGGGGGGCACUUGCUGGCAGGAGCCCUGAAGGCAGCUGGCAAGGCUGGGAAAGGGAGGCCACGCCUGCAACCACAGGGACCAGGCAGAGGCCGGCAAACGGGAGGGCAGCAAAGGGGCGAGUCAGGGAGCCGAGGACACAGACCAGGCACGUCAGGUGGUCAGGCCCCUCUGAAGCCGCUGUCCACAGAGAGAGGUUGCAGGGCGAGUGAGUCUAGGCAAAAGUGGUCCAACCCAGGCCAAAGAGAAAAGUGGGGAGACUUGAGGGGAGAGGCAUGAACAGGCUUGACCUCGUCCGUAUGAUAGCCACUAGCUACGUAUGGCUGUUUAAACUUGACUGAAAUUAAGUAAAAUUACAAAUUUAGCUUCUCUUUUGUACUAGCCACACUUCAAGGGCUCAAUAGCCACACAUGACUAAUCGCUACCACCCUGAAUAGUGUGAGGUGAACAUCAACAUGACGGGAGGCAAUUCAAUGGGACAGCAUAUGGACACGGCCUGGAGCCACCAGUGGCAUCAUGGGGGGAGGGGGAAGCCCAUGGGGCCUUCAAGGGAAGGGAGGGGCUGGCAGAGGAAGAGGGAGCCAUGUAGAGAGACAGAGUAUAUAACUCAGGAAAAAAGUCAAAUAAAUCAUCAGCAAAAAGGGGGGCAUGGGAGGCUCAUGCUGCCAACACAGCUGCCUGGGGCACUCCUGGUGCCCCGGGAAGGCGGCUCCAGGAAAUGCUAGCUGAAGGCAGUCACAGCUUGCAAAGGGACGCUUCAGGGAAUUCUCAGAACUGUUAGUGAUCAAGACCCUUGGGAAAUGCAGCAAAAAUGUGGCAGAUUUCCCUCCUUGCCACCCUGAGAACAUGGGACGACUGGAUCAGGGGGCGGACUCAGAACCCACAGCUGUGACCAUGCAGAGGCACGCUGUCUCCAGAGUCCUCCACCAGGGCUGGGGGGGCCCCCACCCUGCUCAAACCCUCUGCCACCUCUGCCCUGCGGUCUGACCAGUAGACUUGAAAGCAGAGGCCAAGGUGGCUGGGCCAUGCGGCUCUGACACCCCAGGCCUCUCGAAGGGUGGCAGAAGGGGAGAGGGACGCUUCCACGCACAUUACUUCCGCAGCCUAACCUGUGGCCACCCUCUUCCUUCCUCUUGAGUGGGUGUGCCAAGCUGACAGGCUCCCCUCCGGAUGCAGGACAUAAUGAAUAAAGCCCUUUAUAACUGGC
Molecule: messenger RNA, 2440 nt
Organism: Manis pentadactyla (Chinese pangolin)
Lineage: Eukaryota; Metazoa; Chordata; Mammalia; Pholidota; Manidae
Gene: C11H15orf62
Product: chromosome 11 C15orf62 homolog
Exons: 1
Coding region: 545-1060 (171 amino acids)
Source: RefSeq, a predicted model, not a curated record